ACACACACACACACACACACCAACUAACCAACCAACCAACCAAAAUAACAGGUCCCAGAGACUGUUUCAGCUCAGUGACUGGGCUCCAGGUCUCUUGGGGGUGAUGUCUGUCUUCGCAGUUCAGGGGGCAAGCCGGGGCGGGCUGGAGAUGGGGAGGGGCCCCUUGCCUCCCUCAGGUGCUCCAAGGGAUGAGAGUCCAAGGAGACAGUGUCCCAGAGACUGGAGUCCGCGGGGGUGGGGUAGGGUGGUGGUGGUCUGGGGUUGCCCCUGGUGGCCAGUCCGGGUCACUGCAGAGGAGAGCCCACUGCUGGAGACUGUCCUGGUCUAGGCUCGGAAUUGGUGGCCCACCGGCCCCUCUCUGCUCCAAGCACCAGAAUGCCUCCCACAGGGCCACUUCCCACCUCCACACACAGGUGCUUUAGCAGCUCUGGCCCCAGAAAGACCCACUGUCUUCCUUGGCCUGGCGCACGCUCUGCCUGGCGCACUACCCAGACCAGCUUGCCAGGGCUAGCCAGGCCACCUCUCGCUCCGCCCUCUGUCCAGGUGGUCCUGGGCAGCAUCUGCAUGGGGGAGAGCGGAACCCACCCUGUGCCCUCCACACCCUCGGGAGCAAGAGGAGAGGGGGUUCCAGCCCCAGCUAGUUUUAGCGGGGGUGGGGGUGGGGAAGUCGGGCACAGAGAAGGCUGAGAGGCAGACCGCAGGCAUGUUCCAGCCUGCCCUUCCCAGCCCACUUGCCGAGCUGGCAGUCAGCAAGGAAGGAGGGCCUCUGGUUAAACCGCUCAGUACACAGUGUCAAGUGGCUCGGCUUGGUGGGAGGGAGCAGCAGCCUGCUCUACCCGUCCCCUUAGCAGCUUCAGCUUCGAGAAGCAGCACUCCCAGGAGGGUCAUCGGGCAGAGGCUGGGGCAGGAGCAGCACAGAGAGGACAGAGCUACUGGGGCAGAUCCCUCCGUGGAUAACUGGAAGCCAAGCCCAGCAAACCUAAGUGGUGGCGGGGUCCCCUGGUGGGGUGGGGCCUCCAAGCCAGCGGGGAACCACUGGAUUGGGCAGGGCAGCAGCGUCUAGGGGGCUGCAGGCACCUGCAAUUUCCGGAUGGAUCCUGGCAGGCAAGAGCCCAGUGCGCAAGACCUGGCCCAGGCUCAGCAGGAGCUGCGGUGGGUAGAGCUGGGCUCAGAGGCCCCUGGACCCAGGAGAGAGAGGCCCAGUACUCCCCAGAGCUGGGGCCGCCUGCUCCAGGCGGUGUGGUGCGGUUCCCCGGGCCUGGUGAUGCAACUGCUGCGACAAGGGGCCAGCGUGGAGGAGAGGUGAGACGAGUCCCCACUUCUGGGUUGCUGGGAUCCCCGCUCUGGGCUGACAGGAUCCGGUCUGGGUCCCAGGACCGUCCACACCCGCGCCCGAC
Fukomys damarensis (Damara mole-rat) is the source of this 1397-nucleotide messenger RNA. RefSeq names its product ankyrin repeat domain 65 (gene Ankrd65). Lineage: Eukaryota; Metazoa; Chordata; Mammalia; Rodentia; Bathyergidae. The record is from RefSeq and is a predicted model, not a curated record. The transcript has a single exon. Bases 1091 to 1306 code for a protein of 71 amino acids.